GGGGUGGGCCGAGGCGCGGAGGUCAAAGGUUGGGGGCCUGUGCCCGCCAGGCUGACCUGCCUCAGGUAUCCGAAGCCUGCAGUGGGAGCCGGGAUCGGGGAAGUCGGUCCUGCCCUUCACGGCCCUGCCCCGGAGCGGGAGGUCUGGAGGAUGCUUCACUUGGGGUGCUGCCGGGACCGGAAUAGUUUGCAAAUGUUCCCAUGUCUCUGAUGAAAGCCGCAGUACAGCGGAGACGGGAAGGUGAAGAUGCAGUCAGGUGCUUCGUUGAAAGCCUAUCGACUGGGUGAUCGCUGGAUUUGGGCUCACAGAAUCCUACAGGAACUAUCGCCGGGUCUCUGUCCGCAGUCUUGCUUGAAAUAAAUCAUGAGUUAUGCAGAAAAACCUGACGAAAUAACCAAAGAUGAAUGGAUGGAAAAGCUCAAUAACUUACAUGUUCAACGAGCAGAUAUGAACCGUCUCAUCAUGAACUACUUAGUCACAGAGGGCUUUAAGGAAGCAGCAGAGAAAUUUCGAAUGGAGUCUGGGAUCGAACCAAGUGUGGACCUAGAAACACUUGAUGAGCGAAUCAAGAUUCGGGAGAUGAUUCUGAAGGGUCAGAUCCAGGAGGCCAUCGCCCUGAUCAACAGCCUCCACCCAGAGCUCCUGGACACCAACCGCUAUCUUUACUUUCACCUUCAGCAACAGCACUUGAUUGAGCUUAUUCGUCAGCGUGAGACAGAAGCAGCGUUGGAGUUUGCCCAAACGCAGCUCGCAGAACAGGGUGAGGAAAGCAGAGAGUGCCUCACAGAAAUGGAGCGUACAUUGGCUUUACUGGCCUUCGAUAGCCCUGAGGAGUCACCUUUUGGAGACCUUCUCCACAUGAUGCAAAGGCAAAAGGUGUGGAGUGAAGUUAACCAGGCUGUUCUGGAUUACGAAAAUCGAGAGUCCACACCCAAGCUGGCAAAAUUACUGAAACUGCUACUUUGGGCUCAGAAUGAGCUAGAUCAGAAGAAAGUAAAAUAUCCCAAAAUGACAGACCUCAGCAAAGGUGUGAUUGAGGAGCCCAAGUAGAGCCUGUGUGCGGACCCAGCACUGUCAACCAGCACAGGACUCAUUCCCUUCUGUCUGUGACUGGCAGAUUUGUCACUGCAGUAGAGAACCUUUCCCCCUGUCAUUUUCUUUGGCUCUUACUGUUUAAAAAGGGGAAAUGGCCUUUUUAAACACUGGCAAACCCAUGAUGGAAGACACCACCUCUGCCAUGCCCUGCAUCCUGAGCACUGCACACUGCAGUUGACUGUCCCAGUACUUCUGGUAUUGCUGGCUCUGGAAGAUCUGGUUUGCUGAGUGUGUGCUGCACUGCUAGGGAGUGUCAUUUCAGCUGAAGGCCUCACACUCACAGCAUAUGAAAAGCACUGACGUUCUUUUGCUUUCUGCUAACUAGUGCAGGCAGGCAGUGUUUUAUUUUCCUAGGUCUUAUCAGGCCUUCUUCAAGUUUUUCCUUACCCCUUUUCUUCUUUUCUUUUCCUCCUCUUUGUGUUCCUUCAUAGGAAAGAAUAUAUAAAUUUGUAAAUCUUAAUUCAAAGAUAACUUGUGUGCGGGUAUUGAGUUUGAUUUAGUUCUUUACCUUUUGGUUUGGGCUGUGUGGCUUUUGGGAGGGGAUGUGUGUGUGUGAGGGAUGAGGCUGUGUUUUCUUAAUUUUUUUAAAUAUAUUUUUUGGUGCUGUAUGUGAUGAGAGAUUCGUUCAUAGUGGACCAAUGAACCAUCUCUUGUAGGCAACUUUGUUGAAAAUAAAGAUUUCUCUUUACUUCCAAAUUGAC
Messenger RNA from Onychomys torridus (southern grasshopper mouse), 1796 nucleotides. RefSeq names its product GID complex subunit 8 homolog (gene Gid8). Gene Ontology annotation, biological process: proteasome-mediated ubiquitin-dependent protein catabolic process; positive regulation of canonical Wnt signaling pathway. The transcript has 5 exons. Gene Ontology annotation, molecular function: protein binding. Lineage: Eukaryota; Metazoa; Chordata; Mammalia; Rodentia; Cricetidae. Gene Ontology annotation, cellular component: nucleus; cytoplasm. Bases 364 to 1050 code for a protein of 228 amino acids. The record is from RefSeq and is a predicted model, not a curated record.